Molecule: messenger RNA, 1311 nt
Organism: Oryza brachyantha (malo sina)
Lineage: Eukaryota; Viridiplantae; Streptophyta; Magnoliopsida; Poales; Poaceae
Exons: 2
Coding region: 9-410 (133 amino acids)
Source: RefSeq, a predicted model, not a curated record
AGGACCGGAUGGCACUCUCGGCCAUCCUCCGCGCCGUGCCGUCGGAGAUGUUGUCAACUGUGGCGGUGAAGGGUACGGCGAAGGAGGCGUGGGAGUCAGUGAAAAUCAUGCGCAUUGGUGUUGCGCGUGUGCGGGAGGCAAAGGCGCAAACUUUGCGCAACGUGUUCAAGUUGAUCCGCAUGAAGGAAAGUGAGAGCGUGGAUGACUUCUCAAUGAGGCUGAACGGCAUCGGCAACAAUCUUCGCAUGCUUGGCGAACCUUUGGAGGAGAAGGUAACAGGACAUCUUUGGACUGUGGAGGAGAGGAAGAGGCCUAGUGACAACGAUGGUGAUGGUGAAGGUGGCCGCUCUCGUCACGGAGGAAGAGUGGGUGGCACGGAGGAGGAACCACAAGAAGAAUGGCACCUUUGACAAAGCAAAGGUCCGUUGUUACAACUGCCAGGAGUAUGGCCACUAUUCCUGGGAGAAGAAGUGCAAGAAGAACCAUGCGACGCAUCUCGCCAUCGCGGACGCCGACGACGAGCCCACGCUGCUUUGAAGCCCAACAAGGGGAUCUCAAAUAAAGCCAACAAAAUUAAGGGGGUGAUUGUUAGAAAUUAAUCUUGUUGUUUAUUAGUUUCAGCAUGUUUAUUUGUGUUGGGUCGCUGAAGAGCUAAUUAGAUGGAUGUGCUGCAUGGCUUAGUGACUAGAGUGAUUGGCAGUGAGUAGUGUGCCGAUCAUUGUGCCACAAGAUGAGAGAACAUAUUGCUAGAUAGUUAGCCAUGCAUGUACGUGCUGCACACCUCCAGAGUAGUAGGUGAUUAGUUUGCAUGCAUGUACUAAUUAUUGACUAAGUUGUGUGCACGUAUGUGUGCAUGCAUUAGUAGUUGAGUUAGUGGUUAGUUGCUAGUUAGUGGUUAGUUGCCUGGCAUGCUGGCCAGUAGCGUAGAUAGUGGAACACGAGGCUAGCUCGUGACUGCAUUGGUUGGUUAUAAAUACCCAUAUAAUUAUUUGCAGUUUAUGAAGUGAAAAAACAGAAAACGGCACACGCUGUUCCGGUGGCACAAAGUUCCUGUGUCGAGUGAUUUUUUUCUUGAUUAAUUUGAUUUGGUUCCUAACAUCGGCCACAACGCGAUGACGGCGAUGAUGACCACACUGCAACGGCGAGGGCGGAUGAUGGCCUGCGAAUGGUGUCGACGCGGUGGGCGAUUGCACGCGUGCGGCAAGUGGACGCGGAUGCGGCGCGGGCAGAGCAAUGGCGUGGAGGGAUGCUCGCGCGCGAGCGCGAGGCGCGGCCAGUGCGACGAGGCAGCGGGCGAGGUGAUGCGAUGCG